AUGGCCACUUCCCUUGAACAGCUCAAAGCAACUGGCACCGUUGUUGUCUCCGACUCUGGCGACUUCGAAACCAUCGAUGUUUACAAGCCCCAGGAUGCCACCACUAAUCCAUCGCUUAUCUUGGCUGCCGCCAACAAGCCUGGAUACGCUCGUCUCAUCGAUGCUGCCGUGCAGUAUGGAAAGUCGAAAGGCGGAAGCAUUGACGAUCAGACAAACGCUGCCAUUGACCGCCUUCUUGUCGAAUUCGGCAAGGAAAUUCUUGCUAUCAUUCCCGGACGUGUUUCCACUGAAGUCGAUGCCCGCCUUUCUUUCGAUAAAGAGGGCACCAAGGCCAAGGCCAAGGAGCUCAUCGCUCUCUACGAGUCUGUUGGCAUCAAAAAGGAGCGAGUUCUUAUUAAAAUCGCAUCCACCUGGGAAGGUAUCCAGGCCGCUCGCGAACUCGAGCGUGACGACGGUAUCCACUGCAAUCUCACACUUCUCUUCGGCUUUGGACAAGCCGUUGCCUGUGCUGAAGCCGGUGUUACUCUGAUCUCACCCUUUGUCGGACGUAUCCUCGAUUGGUACAAGAAAUCCACCGGCAAGAACUAUGAAGGUGAUGAGGAUCCUGGUGUCAAAUCUGUGAAGAAGAUCUUCAACUACUACAAGCAACACCACUACAAGACUAUUGUCAUGGGGGCUUCUUUCCGAAAUGUUGGAGAGAUCAAGGCCCUUGCUGGUGUCGAUUUCCUCACCAUCGCCCCCUCCCUUCUUGAGGAACUCAAGAAGUCCACCGACCCUGUUCCCAAGAAACUCGACUCUAACGCUGCCGCCCAAGCCGACCCUAUCCCAAAGGUUAGCUUCAUCGACAAUGAGCCCGAGUUCCGAUGGGCUCUUCUUCAAGACCAAAUGGCCUUUGAUAAGCUCCACGAGGGUAUCAAGAAGUUCGCCGAAGACGGUGAAACCCUCAAGAAUCUCCUCAGGGCUAAGAUCUCCGCCUAA
Psilocybe cubensis is the source of this 978-nucleotide messenger RNA. RefSeq lists its product as uncharacterized. Lineage: Eukaryota; Fungi; Basidiomycota; Agaricomycetes; Agaricales; Agrocybaceae. Gene Ontology annotation, molecular function: transaldolase activity. Gene Ontology annotation, cellular component: cytoplasm; intracellular anatomical structure. Bases 1 to 978 code for a protein of 325 amino acids. The record is from RefSeq and is a predicted model, not a curated record. Gene Ontology annotation, biological process: pentose-phosphate shunt; pentose-phosphate shunt, non-oxidative branch; carbohydrate metabolic process. The transcript has 8 exons.